Messenger RNA from Erinaceus europaeus (western European hedgehog), 2022 nucleotides. RefSeq names its product small integral membrane protein 10 like 1 (gene SMIM10L1). The record is from RefSeq and is a predicted model, not a curated record. NCBI's taxonomy places the organism in Eukaryota, Metazoa, Chordata, Mammalia, Eulipotyphla, Erinaceidae. Bases 137 to 343 code for a protein of 68 amino acids. The transcript has a single exon.
AGCUGCUCGUGCGGAAGCAGCCGCGGAAGAAGGGACGGCUUGAAGCCCAGCUGCUGCACGGCCCCCCGGCCCGGCCAUCACUGAGGUUCACGGGGCCGGCGGCGACCCCCGGCUCCAGACACUGAGCACCGCGUCUAUGGCCACCACGGCGGCUCCGUCCUCCUUGGCUCUCAGGGCCCCGAGCCCAGUGGCGGUCCCCGGCUCGUACGGAGUCUUCUGCAAGGGGCUCUCUCGCACCUUGCUCGCCUUCUUCGAGCUGGCCUGGCAGCUGCGCAUGAACUUCCCCUACUUCUACAUCGCGGGCUCCGUGCUCCUCAACAUCCGCCUGCAGGUACACUUCUAGCUCCGCGGCGGUGGCGGCGGUCGCGGCCGCGGCCGCCCGCAGUAUGGCGGACUCCCAGAAGGCCCCGCGCGGAGUUGGAGCCCGGCCAGAGGAGCCGCGCUGUCCCGGCGAGAGUGUUGGGCCUCCUGCGCGGCUGUGCUCUUCGUUCCCCGCAGAGCGCCCCGACGAUGGCGGCGAGCGGUGAUGCGCCACCUGUCAGAAGCCCUCGCUUCCAGAAAAAAGACUACGUCAGCUAUGGUAGUGCAUGCUUGCAACAGGACGAACGGUAUGCGUUAUUUAAAAAAAAAAAAAAAAAAAACAAUAAAGGUUACUGACAUGUUCAGAAAACAGAAUAAUGCACCACAAAUUCCAGGUCCAAAGGAAAAUAAAGCCUGAAUGUCGGGACUAUUGGUGGGCGCGCCUCAGGAUGCUGACUAAGAAGCGGAAGGUCUUUAAGGAUGGAGGGCGGACCUGUUUCUUCAAGACUUUCAGUCACAGCCACUCUACGGGAGACGCCUGCUUUCAAAAACUGUUGCACCCCAGUUUGGAUUUUUUUCUGCCCUGAGGGUUGGGGUGUCGCAGUGCCCCCGUGAACAGCCCAAAGCAGAGGAACAUCCGAAGCGCAAAGCAGUUUUAGAGUCAGAGUUCUAGGUAGAUCAUUCCAGCUGUGGAAAUGCCGUUUGUUGCUUUUUCUUUCCUCCUUUAGAAGUAUUAGGACGCAGAUGCUGUCAGCCUUGCAACUGCGAAAGGAGGGUUUGCUAGUGGGGAUGCUGAAGGGGGGGUGGGGAGGGACAGUUUAUUAUUUAACCAACUAGCCAUGAAGUUGCUAAAAUGCUAAUAGAAAUAAAUGGAAGGAAAAGAAGAGAGAAGAGGGGUGUAAUAAUGUCUGCAGAUGAAGAGUUGGUGGAAUAGCAAAUAAAGCAAGUUGAUUGUGUUUAGGUGAAGAGGUGAUCUGCAGCAUGAAUUACUGGCCUUUUCUUGCUAUUAUUAUUAAGGAUGCAAAGCUGAGGUAGUUACAGACUCCAGGAAAAGAAAGUUUCCCAGAACUAUGCUGCUUAGCUCAUCUGUGACUAAGACCCCUCAGAGAAAUUCUGUCAGAAUUAUGUAACCAGUGCGUGUAGAUAUGACAAAUUAUUAUGAGUUGGGGAGAUACCAUAAUGGUUCAGCAAGAUUUUCAUGCCUGAGGCUCCUGGGUCCCAGGUUCAAUACCCAGCACCACAAUAAGCAGGAGCUGAGCAGCAGUGCUCUGAAUUUAAAGAAGAGAUUUUAUGGUGGGGGGUGGGGGGGGGUGAAAGUAGGGAGGAGAAAUGUGUUUAAUGAGAGAAUAAUGAUCUAGUCUAGAAAAGUCAAUAAAAACCGUAUGGACAUGUUACUCCAGAAACUUGAGCUGCUAGGAGUUAAAAAGUGGUUACAAACCUCUGAAGUAAAGUCAGGGAUGGGUGGGUAGAGAAGAAACCGUGGGACGGGUGUUUUUCACUACCAGUCUAGCAGUAUUGUUUGAUUUCCCUUAACUGUGUCUGUAUUUCUUUGAUUAAAGUUUAAUUUUAAAAAGAUUCAGUUUUAAAAAUGGCAAUUUGAACGUACAUCAUUGGUUAAGAGCCAUCAGAGUAAAAUGGUAUGUAGUUUUCAAAUUGAGCAGAUCUCUUACAAGGCAAGAUAAUCUGGUGGUCAUCAGCCUACAUCUCAGUUUUCUUGCCUGG